Molecule: messenger RNA, 1950 nt
Organism: Sarcophilus harrisii (Tasmanian devil)
Lineage: Eukaryota; Metazoa; Chordata; Mammalia; Dasyuromorphia; Dasyuridae
Gene: PPP1R36
Product: protein phosphatase 1 regulatory subunit 36
Exons: 11
Coding region: 16-1572 (518 amino acids)
Biological process (GO): negative regulation of phosphatase activity
Molecular function (GO): phosphatase binding
Source: RefSeq, a predicted model, not a curated record
GCAGCGUCCCGAAGCAUGGAGUCUGAGGGACACGGGUUCCGGUCCUUCGAAGAUGCUAAGGAUGCUGCUGCCGCUGCUGCUGCUGCAACCAAUGCCGCCGCCGCCGCCGCUACAGAAGCUACGGAAUAUGUCGCCGCCGGGUAUUCACAGCCGCGGCCUUGCAUUCGCCAGAGAGCCCGUCAGCCCCGCAAAAGAGGCGGCUUCUGGCGGGCCAUCGGCCUGGGCACGUCGUUCAAGCGCGCUGUGCAGGCUGUGGCCAAAAGCGCCACGGAAUAUGGGCCCGGCUCCCUGCCCGGUAGGACCUUCCUGCCCCCACUGGGGAGCGCAGAAGAGAGUGUGCACUGGGGGAGGGGAUUUCCCAGCACGCCCCCAACUCCCGAGGCCAGCUCGAGAAAAGGGCGGUUGAACGCUGUGACUCCUUUUUCCCUAGCAGUGGGGAAAUGGUAUUGGGAUCACGAAACCGACACUCUUCAAUAUAAAAGUCCUAUGCCUUCAACAGAAAUCAAAGAGAAAAUCAAGAAGGGCAAGUCAAUUCACUUUGUUGAAAAUGAUGGAACCACCUCAGAAAGGUUGUCUGAGAAGAGAUUUUUUAUGAAAAGAGAUGAGAAAUCAGCAAAAGGAACUGACAGACGAUUGAAGGAUGACAAGGUUACUCUGGAUGAUGCUAAAUAUGUCGCCUUGUUUUUAUUACAAGACACUGAAAUGCAACGUAUCUAUUCCUUUACAACAUUUAUGAGAAAUAAGAAUCUUGAUGAAUUCCUCAUGGCAUUGCUAUACUACUUAUCUCAUUAUCUGGAAAAACUUUCCUUGGAAAAGAAGCCCAAAAGUUACAUGGCGAGCCAUGUAGAGAAAAGGGAGAUGGAGUUAGUUAUUGAGAAGUUACAAGAAUCACAGAAAUAUCUUGCCCAGAAAUAUUGUAGCCUUGUUUUAGGUUUGGGAAUGCCUGAUAAACAUCACAUGGCCUGUGGAAAGGAAAAGAUUUCAGAUACACAAAAAGAUUGGAAAUUCUUUGAGGCCUUCUUCACCUUUUGUACAUAUGUAGCUUGGGUAGUAUUCCGACGUGAGCACCUAAAAGAGAUUGAUGAAGAAAUAGGUCGGCUCUUUCGUACUAAUAUGUUUAACAGUGCAAGACGGAGACGGGAAGAUGAAGAAUCUGGUGAUGAAAAGAGGACAAUGACUUUUGUACAAUUCAGGAAGAUGAUGGCCAAGCGUCCAGCAAUUAAAACAACCAUUCAUCUGCGUUCUCCAGCUUUAUCUACUCUUCUGCCCUCCCCUAAAGAACAUGCUCAGCAUCUCUUUGAAAAGAGUCGUAGCCGUAUGGGUGUCCCUCUUCAACAAUCCAGCCAAAAAGAAUUGGUCAACUAUGAUUCAGUUGCCAUGCCUGUAGUAGGCAUCAUAGGGGAACCUCGAAGCCUGUUCAACCCCUCUACCCUCCUCCCCAGCGAAGAAGAACAGACUCCAGAGCCUACAAAGAGAAAUGCUUCUUUGAUAAAUGAAAAUAAUGCCAAAGUUCAAGAGAUAUUAGAGCUAGCAAUGAAAUUACUAGGUCCAAUAGGAAUAUUUACUAAAUAACUACUGGUUCUUUCUAAUAUUUCACUUCUAAUAGAAGUUAGCUUUAUUUGUUAACCUCCAAAACAUGAUUCUAGUGUUGUCUUCUUAUUUUUAUAAUCAAAUUUUAAAAAAAUUUAAACCUCACUUUAUGUACCAAGAACUGCAAAGUAUAAAGACAGUGUUUAUAAGAGCAUACCAGAGAAAGAAAACAAAUUUUUGACUGGAAGAACUUGGAGGAAAUUUCAGAGAGCAAUUGAAAUGGACUUAUUUAAUACAUUUCAAGAAUUUUAUGACUUUCAUAAUUAUUUUGUAGUUAACUUUGACAAUUUUGUUAAUAUUUUACAUUGUGUAAUUUCUUUUGAAUGAUAUAUUUUUCCUUUUGAAUAAAAAAAUUGAAUU